Protopolystoma xenopodis is the source of this 374-nucleotide messenger RNA. NCBI's taxonomy places the organism in Eukaryota, Metazoa, Platyhelminthes, Monogenea, Polystomatidea, Polystomatidae. The record is from the annotation of a GenBank genome assembly.
CCGCUCCUUACGCUCUAAUGGAGCUUUCUGCUGAUGCUCGCUCUAAUUCGACGAGGACUCAAUUUUCAACCAUUUGGUUUAAAAUUUUUCUAUGUGCUUCAAUCUCUAAUAUGGCGGUCCAUGGGAUCGCAAUGAUUUUGGCAUUUUAUAAUCUUCGAGCUCAUCGAUUGGCUAGAAUAUUUGCUCCACUUUUUAUUCUUGUCAUGGGAUUUUUGAAUACUAUAACAGUCCUUCUAAUAACAAGCUUGGUCAUUGCCGGUGUGUACACUGCCACUAUUAUGCCCUUCAACGAUCUGCAUGCUAUACUCGUCGGACUCUUUCAGACAUUUUUGCUCUUUAUUUUUUCUAUAAGUAGGCUGCCGGCUACCUUGUGA